Rhagoletis zephyria (snowberry fruit fly) is the source of this 2025-nucleotide messenger RNA. The record is from RefSeq and is a predicted model, not a curated record. Lineage: Eukaryota; Metazoa; Arthropoda; Insecta; Diptera; Tephritidae.
AUGGCUGCCUUUGCGGGUAUGUGCGACGGUGGUUCCGCCGAAGACGGCUGUCUGGCUGCCUCACGAGACGACACUACGAUUAACGCUCUUCAAUUGCUUCACGAAAGCCACUACGAUACCGGUAAAGCGCUGAACGCUCUCGUCAAAAGUCCCGUUCCCAAGGGAAUUGAGAAGAAGUGGACCGAGGAGGAACAGAAACGAUUCGUCAAGGGCCUUCGACUUUACGGCAAAAACUUUUUCAAAAUUCGCAAAGAACUUCUCUCACAUAAGGAAACUCCUGACCUAGUAGAGUACUACUACCUGUGGAAGAGGACCCCUCAGGCGGCCUCUGCCCGACCUCACCGCCGACACCGUCGCUGCGUCCUGCGACGCAUUCGCAAGGACUCGGCGAACAACGGCGGCACAGCAGCUGCAGCUGGUGCCAACACAGCAACGGGCGGCGGCAAGACGAACCAGGAGGAAUCGGACAGCUCCGAUCGGGAGCUGCUCUCUAUCGUCGACCAGCAAAGCGGCGGAGGAGGCGGCGGAUCAGCACUGCUCGAGGGAGCAAACGCUGCCGGCGGAGGCGGCGGCGGUGCACUUCACCACACCGACGACUCGGACUCGAAUGCGAACAAGGACCGAGGAUCAACAGCAACAGGAGCAGCAUCAGCAGAUCAACGAGACAACAGCAGCGGCAUCGGCGGCGGCGGCUCAGCCAACCUCGACCCCAGCAACUGCCUGGCCUGCAGCAACUGCGGCGUCCUCGCGAAGGAGCUCUGCCAGACGGGCACCGACCGGUCGCUGCUCUGCGCCGAGUGUCGCAGCUACAUGAAGAAGCACGGCAAGCACCGACGGGUGGACGGAGGAGGAGGAGGAGGAGGGCCGGAGAAGGAGGCUACCGCUGCUGGAGGCGCCUCCUCAGCAGCGUCCACACCGACCAAAGGAGGAACAGCAGGAGGACCGGCUGGUGAGGACGACUCCGGCAGCAGCAGCCUGAGCAAUGGCAAGCCCAAUCUGCGAACGCGCAAGAGCAAGGGCGCCGAAAAGGGAAGUGGAGGCAGCAGCUCCUCAAAGCAGCUCAACCGCGGCAACUCAAAGUCCUCGGAGACGAGCGAUGAACCGCAACCACAACAACAACAACAGGCGACAGCAGCAGCACUGCAGCUGGAAGGCAACUCCAAUGGCUCAACUGCUGAAGCGAAGUCCUCUGCGAACGGCAAAGCCGACGAGAUCUCAGCAGCAGCAGCAGCUUCCGGUGAUCUCAGCAAGGCGGCCCUUCCCAAGAAGCGGCACUUCUCCAAUCUGGACGCUAAAGAAGGUACUGACCCCACUUCAGAGACGGGCGCCGACGGUGCAGCCGCCAAUGAUGGCGGCAGCUCGGCAGCGGAAGGACCCGCCGCCACCACCUCGGAGGCGAAGCGAAAGAAGCUCAACAACGACGACAAGGAGGAGGACAGGGCCUCACUUGUGCCGCUUCUUGUGGCCAAGGAUGGGGCACAGGCCGUCGCCGGUGAUGGCCACGACCAGGCCAUCAAGGAGGGAGGAAGCGCUGAGACAAAGGCCGAGGUGAAGAGCGAGGGCGCCGAAACAGCAACGGCCGCCGAUGAGGUGAAGCCCAAGUUGGAGGCACUUCAGCAGGAGGGCAUCAAGAAGGAGGAGGAGGCCAUGGAGACGUCCUCCGAUGAGAAGCAGCCGCCCUCUGCACUGGAAAAGGCCGAAGACGGCACCAUAACCACUCCUGCCGCCGUUUCUGCUGCUGACCAGGCCGAGACGUCCACUCCAGCCAACGAAAAGUCUGAAGGCUCUGGAGAGGGAAAGCUCACUGCGGAAGAGCAGCAGCAGCAGCAGCAGCAGCGACAGCUGCUGGAGAAGAUGGACGCGGAGAGCAACAGCAGCGACUCGACCACCUCCAAGGUGGUCGACUCGUUGCUGGUGAAGCUGGAGGAGGGGUCCGCCGAUGGGCCCGUCGCCACAGGCAAAAUGGGUGGCGACUCGGAGAACCAGCAGGAACAGGAGCAGCAGCAGCUGCUGGCGAACAUGAAG